CGGGAGCGAGGAUGCAGACUCUGAAACUGGCGCUGCUGGGCUGAGGCAGAGGCAGGGGAGUUGCAGCGCGCGCGGCUCGGUGAGUGUGUCUCCUGAGCGCGGAGAGGCGGGGGGAGGCGGAGGACGAGGAGGAGGAGGAGGAGGAGGAGGGGGAGAAUGCCCGGAGCCGCCGUCGCUGCCGCCGCCGCCGCCGCGAUGCUCCCGGCUCAGGAGGCUGCCAAGCUGUACCACACCAACUAUGUGCGGAACUCGCGGGCCAUCGGCGUGCUGUGGGCCAUCUUCACCAUCUGCUUUGCCAUCGUCAACGUGGUGUGCUUCAUCCAGCCCUACUGGAUUGGCGACGGCGUGGACACCCCGCAAGCCGGCUAUUUCGGGCUCUUCCACUACUGCAUCGGCAACGGCUUCUCCCGGGAGCUGACCUGCAGGGGCAGCUUCACGGACUUCUCCACGCUGCCCUCGGGCGCCUUCAAAGCCGCCUCCUUCUUCAUCGGCCUCUCCAUGAUGCUCAUCAUCGCCUGCAUCGUUUGCUUCACCCUCUUCUUCUUCUGCAACACGGCUACGGUGUACAAGAUCUGUGCCUGGAUGCAGCUCACCUCCGCUGCCUGCCUUGUGCUUGGCUGUAUGAUUUUCCCUGAUGGCUGGGAUUCAGAUGAAGUCAAACGGAUGUGUGGAGAAAAGACAGACAAGUACACUCUUGGGGCGUGUUCAGUCCGCUGGGCAUACAUCCUGGCCAUUAUUGGGAUUUUGGAUGCCCUGAUCCUCUCGUUUCUGGCAUUUGUGCUUGGUAACCGACAAGACAGCUUGAUGGCAGAGGAACUGAAGGCAGAAAACAAAGACGAUGGAAAUGCUUAAAGCAAACUAAGGUAGUGUGAGACCACACCAUUUCUGCUAAGCCAAUAUUCUCUAGAAUGAGCACAAAACAAAUCAAGUAACAGCUAAACAAAUCGAAUAAGAGCUUUUGUACAUCAACAUCAAGAAGGAAGACUCUUGGGAGAAAUCAGAGUACAGAGACGGAUCUGGACAAGAGUGAACCAUCUACUUGUCAAAGCACUUUCUAAAUCUGGACUGGCAGAGAUGGGAGUGAUUUUCUGGAAGGAGAUGUGAUAAUGGAUUAAACACCAGCUCAUUGGAAACUAUCACUGAAUAAGAUCAGACCGCAUUCAUGAGAAAUCACAUUCAGGAAAUAUUUUAAGGAAGAGGAGUAUAAAUGUGCUAGAAUUAACAUGUAAAAUAUAUAUGUACCAAGGUUUGUAAACUGUCCUUUUUUAAUCCCACGGAAAACAAAAAGCUUUAAUCUUUCAACCUUAUUUGAAAAAAGGCAGUCAAUCCUAAAUUAUUCCUAUCUCAAUAGCCAAGAGGCUUAUCAAGCAUCAUUCAUGGAGGAAGCAUCUUAGAAAAUGCCUCUGCGUGUUUUCACAUGAUCUUUGGUUCCCCAUCUCUGCCGUGUGUUUCUUUCACUGUGUAAUUAGUUACAACUACUCGGUUAAGAGAUGUAACACUUCAAGCUUUUUACAGAGUCUGUGUUCAGUUUAAUCUGUCUGUACAAGUUAUUAAUGAGAAAGUGUUUUUGACAUAUACUAUAACUCCAUCGAGAUGUAUAUUACAGGAAGUACAUCUUAACAUCAUAAGUUCCCAAGCAACAUAGAUAUCCCUAUCUUCCAGGAAACAGUAUCAAGGAACUCUGAAAAAUAUAGAAAGCUCAUUUUCACCUUGGAUGCUCACAUGUAAUAUAUAGGCUGCUAUCAAAUAAAUACCUUUUUCUAAUUCUCCCUAGUAUAUGCAUAGGAAUUGAAUAUACUUCAUAAGAAGGCAUCUAAAAUCCCUCCUUUUUUUUUCUAUUUCUUUGCCAUACAUGUCAUCAGAAAUCCAUAUCCUUUUUACCCUUACUAAUAGGUACUUGUUUUUGUUUUGAAAAAAAAAUCAUUCCAUUAAACCUAUUUCUAAAUUAUAGUAAGUGGUACUAACAAAAUAAAUAAUAAUUUAAUAGCCUUAGAAAUAAAUGAAUAUAUACUUAUACAGGUCAAGAAACUUGGUAGGAGUAAGUUGCCUAUUUGUUUACUAAUGUUGGUUUUUUCAAGAAUGCUCAGAUUUCUUUUUGUCGGUUGACAUUUGGAAAUAGUUAUAACUGGUCACUUGUCUUCAGCAAUCUUUUGCUCCCGGGCUUCCCCCACUAUCACCCUCAUCACAAAUCCUGCCCAUAUGCAACAACAGAAAAAUAUGUAAUAUUGACCUGGCCAACUGCUUGAGAAUGAACACGAGCUAAAAUGUAUAUGCAGGGGGUAAUUGGUGUGAACUAAACCACGUUCUGUACGUGAGCAGAAAACAUGGACGUGUAGAAUGCCUUCAUUUUUAGACUCAAAAUUAAGAUCAAAUUAGCAUCCAUCACUGGAAUACCAGAUGGAGGGUAAGACAAGAAGUGAUACAGAUCAGAGUCGAUGUCUCGUACCCUGUCUCUAUUAAGACAACACUCUCAUUCUUGCCAAAUGUUUCUAGUAGUAGCUAUCUUUACACCAUGAAGGAGAUUAUGUUCUAAAUGGCCAAGAGUAUAUUACAAGUAUGCUCAAAUGAGUGAGCCCCAAAUCACGAAGCUAUGGAUUUUCUAAAGAACCAAAUUAAGGGAAUACUUAUUAUCUCUAAAGUGUUAGUCAUUCUGGGAGUUACUUGUUGCAUUAAAUAGAAGCUCUCCCACUGCAUUCAAAGCACCCUACUUACUAAAUUUAAUUACACACAACUUUUCAAGAAUUCAUCUUUUAGUUAAAGGGAGGUACCUCUCUAUCUACAAUAAAAUUAGAAGGUGUUGGUUUUCUCUAAUCCAUGUAAAUUACAGAUUCCAUUGGGAGUCCUGCAUCACUAGAAGUGGUGUUUAUGAAAAUGAAAAAGUGCUUCCUAUCCACACACAAAUGUUUUCAAAAAAUUUUUUCCAUGAAACCUAAGUGUAAUUUAGCAUACCACAGUGCUCUGAAGAUGGGUCAUUGAUGAUGUACCAUUUGUACAUAGGUAAUACACAUGUAAAUCACUAAGUGUUAAGUAUAAGAAGUAUGUUUUUAUCUUUUUUAAAAAAAAAAAAAGUGACUCCCUUUCUCAUUCUGUUCUGUUGUAUUGCGUCCAAAAAGUUGUGUGUAAUUUUUUUAAGGUCCAGGAAAUGUAAAGAAAUUUGUUGGAAUAUCUGAAUUUCUGUAAAAAAUAAAAAUAAAAAUAAGAUUUUGUUAUUUAGAAGAUGGCUUGGUGAUGUGGCA
Neofelis nebulosa (Clouded leopard) is the source of this 3236-nucleotide messenger RNA. It is a transcript of the gene LHFPL3, whose product is annotated as LHFPL tetraspan subfamily member 3. The transcript is spliced from 4 exons. Gene Ontology annotation, cellular component: plasma membrane. Bases 157 to 852 code for a protein of 231 amino acids. NCBI's taxonomy places the organism in Eukaryota, Metazoa, Chordata, Mammalia, Carnivora, Felidae. The record is from RefSeq and is a predicted model, not a curated record. Gene Ontology annotation, biological process: sensory perception of sound.